This is a messenger RNA of Anopheles nili, 1422 nucleotides long. RefSeq names its product katanin p60 ATPase-containing subunit A-like 2. Gene Ontology annotation, molecular function: ATP hydrolysis activity; protein binding; ATP binding. The transcript has 2 exons. The coding region runs from base 1 to 1422 and encodes 473 amino acids. The record is from RefSeq and is a predicted model, not a curated record. Lineage: Eukaryota; Metazoa; Arthropoda; Insecta; Diptera; Culicidae.
AUGUCAUUUGAGCAAGAUCGCCGCAGUAUUUAUGAACGCCGCCGGAACAUCCUCUACCUGAUGGCAAGCUAUCUGUCCUCGAUGGGUCUGCACCAGACGCGGCAGGCCCUCGUCGACGAGACGCAUCUCACAGCCGAGUUCGAGGUGUGCGACAACAUCGAUCUCGACACAAUCUAUCAGGACUUUUGCAGCUACUUCCUGCUCAAGUUUGGCAAGCAGCCACGAAUCGUCAAACGCACCGAAUCCGUCGGAUUGUUGCCAACCGUGCAACGAAAGCUGUCCGGAGCGAAGCGCAAACCAAUCCCGCCCAUGAAGGGUGAUCCGGUCGGUAAGGAUCCGGUAGCAUCGUUGGCUACCGCUGGUGAUGAGCUGCAAGCGCUACGGAUCACACCCGGACAUAUGCUGGCGUCCGGAAACGAUCACCACGAGCCGCUCCCAAUGGUACCGUCAGCGAAUCCGAAGCUUUUGGUGCGCUUGCAGGAUCACUUCACCAGCGAAUGGAAGGACCUUGCGGAAGAGGUCUGCCGGGAUCUGAUCCGCAAGGAUCUACGGCAGCGCUGGGCAAGCAUUAAAGGACUUGCUGGUCCGAUCCAGGUGCUAAAGGAGAGUGUCAUCGCACCGCUCGAACAUCCGGAGCUGUUCGUUGGGUUGGCCCAACCUUGGCGAUGUGUGUUACUGCAUGGUGCUCCUGGCACGGGUAAAACUCUCCUGGCACGAACGCUCUGCGCUGAGACUCGUGAAUCGGUAACCUUCUUCAGCACCACCGCCAGCACGCUGAUAUCGAAAUGGCGUGGUGAGUCAGAGAAGCUGAUCCGGGUCCUAUACGAGGUGGCUAAAUUCUACGCCCCAUCAAUCAUCUUCAUCGACGAGUUCGACAGUCUCGCAUCCCGCCGGGACACGAUCCGGGAGCAUGAAGCGUCGAAGCGGUUUAAAAACGAGUUUCUUUCGCUUAUCGACGGUCUGGAGAGUGUGGCCGGUGAAACGACACCUCCGACGGACGGUCGUGAUCGGGUGUUUUUACUGGCCAGCACCAAUCUACCAUGGGAGCUGGAUCCGGCUUUUCUGCGCCGGUUUGAACGCAAAAUCCUCGUCGAUCUGCCAACGGCCGAUGGGCGGCAGGAAUUGAUCGAGCAUCUACUACCGGUUGUGGCAUCGUGGCCGGAACACGAGAUCCAGCAGAUCGUAACGUUGUGUGACGGUUGGACUGGAGAUGAAGUACGACUGGCCUGUAAGGAAGCAACGAUGACGCUGUUAAGGAACAAAAUCAGUGCAGCACGGCCGGGAUCAAUCGGGCUCGAUCCGGACGAAGUUCAGUUCCCUGUGCUCCGGAAAGCGUUCGAGCAGUUACGUCCGGGUUGUGUCGAAUUGGCUCAAAAGCACCGCGAAUGGAACCAACGUUACGGAACGCAGCUUGGUGGUUGA